Messenger RNA from Oncorhynchus nerka (sockeye salmon), 7715 nucleotides. RefSeq names its product calcium/calmodulin-dependent protein kinase type 1D-like. The record is from RefSeq and is a predicted model, not a curated record. Bases 3484 to 4857 code for a protein of 457 amino acids. Gene Ontology annotation, molecular function: calmodulin binding; calcium/calmodulin-dependent protein kinase activity; ATP binding. Gene Ontology annotation, biological process: peptidyl-serine phosphorylation. Lineage: Eukaryota; Metazoa; Chordata; Actinopteri; Salmoniformes; Salmonidae. The transcript has 11 exons. Gene Ontology annotation, cellular component: intracellular anatomical structure; cytoplasm.
GGAAAAAUGACUUGUCAUGCACAAAGUAGAUGUCCUAUCCGACUUGCCAAAACUAUGGUUUGUUAACAAGAAAUUUGUGGAGUGGUUGAAAAACGAGUUUUAAUGACUCCGACCUAAGUGUAUGUAAACUUCUGACUUCAACUGUACAUACACUGACCAAAAAGUUAUUUUGUUGGCAUUUAUGUAUGUCCCCAUUACCAGUAAAACAUAAUCAACCUAUUUAUUUCACUUAUUUGCUGUGCUGUUUCGUUGUUCUUUCUGAACCAGGACUUCAUCUUACAUGUCAAGCAGUGAAGUUUCAGCUCUGUCUGUCCGUGGCCUUUCUUCCUCAUUGCGCACUGUCAGUGUGUCCGUUUUCCAUCUUGUCCAGCUGUGUCUAACAUUUCAUGUAAACCCCGUUUCUUGUCUGCAUCGAAGUAGUGGUCCUUCUACCUAGCAUCGAGCAUGGUGCCCAUAGGUGACGUUGUUGCUGUCCUGUCAAGAGGCUCAGAGAGACUGCCAACGAUUCGCUUGUUCACAUCCUCUAGUGGACUUCUUUUGCAAGUUUUAACCCCACAGUCUGUGUCAGCAGUUUUGUUGAGCGGGCGUUUCAAUGUCUUGACGGAGGGUAUCACGUCUGCUGCAGACGCAGUUCAUGAGGUUAUUUCUCCAGUCAGUUGGAGCUAGGGGUGUGUGUUUGUUUUCAAUGAGAGUCCACUGGUUUGUACUGAUUGUUGCCUGUAACUCCUAGGUGGCUGAGUACACACCAAGCACUUGUUUUUGUUCCAGCAGGCUCUCCAUCAUGUAAAAAAGUACUGUUCCACCUGGUGGAAACGUCUUGCUUAAGCCUUUUCGUUUUCACUCCAAGCUGCUCCUGUAAGCUAGCGGUGAGUGUUUAAAAUGACCCGCUGUCUUCCUACCUGUUGCCACUGUGUCAGAUAUGCUGCGUUGAGCCAAAACACCUUCAUUUGCAGAGUGUGCCAUGUAUGGCAAAUUGGCGACUCCGCAUUCUUCCAAAGCCUUUGUCAUGUUACGUGCAUUAUCACGUAGCCCGUGUGUACUUUGUUCUUGGAGAUUUUCCUAGUUUCAAACAUGUUCUCCAAUGCCACUGAAAUGGCAGCAUCGGUAUGAGAACCAGCACAUUCUUGAGCAUGCAAUACAGCGUUCCUCAGUACGAAAUGUGCUGUCAGACUCUGCAUGCUCAUGGGGCUGACAUCGCUGGUCCAAAUGUCAGUCGUGAAGCUUAUAGCAGUGACUCCCAUAGCAAGUAGCUCAAGGAUGUGCGUUUCAACUAUACUGUGUAACUCCUGUAGGGUAACAUCUGAAAAAUAGAGCCUACUUGGUAGUGUGUUCCCGGGGCUUGAGAUACUCGACCAGUCAGCGAAAGCCAACAUCAUCCACGACCGAGAACAGUUGAUUGUCAAAGGCAAUGAAUUCCAUUAUCUUGACGUUAAUGGAUUUCGCCUUUUUGAGGUGUCUCGCAGAAAUGGUAUUUUUCUUUCAAGUGACUGCUGGACUUCAACUUGUUUAGUUGUUGGAUGUGAGCGCUUAGUUUUCUUCUGCUUUUGUUCUAAGUAGUCGCUGAACGUCUGGGGGUGAUGCACUUUCAAAUGAGUAAUUAGAUUUAUGGUAUUGAAAGAUUUCACUUUCUCCCCUCGGGAAAUAAUUAGCAGAAUAACUUUGCAUAUGGCCUUUUUGUUAUCUUCCUUUUGAAACUUAAAUAUAUCCACUCAGCAGACAUUGUGGGCAAGGGUAGGAAUGCUCUGUUUCGCACGUGCAGCGCUGGUUUUUUUUCGUGCCGUCAGUACGUCAUCUACCUACGUUAUACAGGUAUGCACGUCAGCCUUGACAUCGGUUUUGCACGUCGGCGUUAAACUACACAUAGAGCCGAUGUUGCCAUUUUUAGCUAAUGUCAGCCUAUUCCGUUAUCGUGCAUCCCUAGAAAUUAACAUGACAUUUUCUGGCAACAGCUCUGCUGGACAUUCCUGCAGUCAGCAUGCCAAUUGCACACUCCCUCAACUUAAGACAUAUGUGGCAUUGUGUGAUGACAAAACUGCACAUUUUAGCUUAGCCUUUGUCCCCAGCACAAGGUACACCUGAUCAUGCUGUUUAAUCAGCUUCUUGAUGUGCCACAAAUGUAAGGUGAAUGGAUUAUCUUAGCAAAGGAGAAAUGCUCACGAACAGGGAUCUAAAUACAUUUGUGCACACAUUUUGAGAGAAAUAAGCUUUUUGUGCAUACGCAAAAUCCUGGUUUAGGGGCUAGAGGUAGUGUUUUGGACAGGGACAUGGUAGACUUGUUCGGCCAUCCUGAUCUCUCUGUUUGGCUAUUAAAAUGUGUGCAGUGGUCAGGAUGGUGUGUCAGGCCUAAAGCUUAAGGAUGCUACAUUAGGAUUGAUUUGUUAUCUUCAGUGCUCCGCUCCGAGAUUAACCAGUCUGUCCAGGGAGACAGACCGUUGAUGCUCCACCAUCUCAUUAACACAUUGUAAUGACAAGAAGACCAAUUGCACUUCCUUCAGAAUCUCUGACACUUUAACAGAUUUAAUUGGUUUUCUAUGUAACAAUCUCAGCUAACAGCAAUGGCGAUGUCCCUUUUGCUUUGGGGAAAUAAAAAGUAUCUGUCAUAAUGGUAUAGUAGAGAAGGAUGACUACUGAAUGUGAAAACAUAGACCAGGCACAUGGAUAUAUACUGUACAUGCAGAAAACUGCUACACACCUUUUGGCUUGGCUGAGGCCAUGUAGGUUGGAACAGGCCUAUAAGGGCAUCAUAAGGCAAUGCUGGGGGAUCAGAGCAAUCAUGUUGUUGUUAGGAGUUAGUUUACUGUCACCAUAGUUGUAUUCAUGGAAAAGCCCACUUGCAUGUCAACUAUAGCCAUUACAUACUACAAUUUGUUUAAUGUUUUAUUUAUUUUAUUUAACUUGGCAAGUCAGUGGGUGAUGGAUUUGGUGCAAUGCGAACACCAAUCGUUCACUCGUAGCCUACCCCUCAUCCCCACGCACUCUGCCGGCUACAUGGACAAUAGAGGACAGCAGCCUCCCACUCCCCGUUAUUGGUAACAACAAAGGGGGCGGCCAGCAGGCAACGUGACUCACUAGAAUAGCGGUUCAGUUCAGACACACACACACACACCAACCGGAGUCAUCUUUCGAUCAAGUAGCAUAGCCUAAACAGAAUCUGAAGAGGUAGAAUUAAUUGUUCUAAACCAAAAAGAGACGGGAUAACGAGGAAGCUCCCGUUCAAUUACGUCAAAGAGAUUAGACUAUUCUGAUAACCUGCAGGUAGGCUGCUACGUGUGAUUGGUGGGAGACCUUUUGCAUUGGCGGCGCAGCGGGUUGUACGGAUUGGCUGAGCGAUGCAAGGUGGAAUUGGGCGACACUCAGGAAGAAACUCUGUGAUAUCAGUCCGAUUUCAGUCGGCACUAGACGGGGGGGCCGUAUCUCCUCACUGAGUCAGCACAAGGAGGUGAAAAACGGUGUCUAAUCACUUCGGUCUUCCCUGGCGGCGACAUGGCGAGGGAGAACGGAGAGUCGGGCGGGGAUGGAUCUUGGAAGAAGAAUGUCGACGAUAUCAAGCAUGUAUUCGAGUUCAAAGAAGUCCUUGGAACUGGUGCAUUCUCUGAGGUGAUCAUGGCCAGGGAGAAGGCCACAGGGAAGAUGGUUGCAGUGAAGUGCAUCCCUAAGAAAGCACUGAAGGGAAAAGAGACCAGCAUUGAGAAUGAAAUCGCCGUGCUUAGGAAGAUAAAACAUGAGAACAUUGUGGCUUUGGAGGACAUCUAUGAGAGCUCCAACCACCUAUACCUCAUCAUGCAGUUGGUGUCUGGUGGCGAGUUGUUUGACCGCAUCGUAGAGAAGGGCUUCUACACAGAGAUGGACGCCAGCAGGCUCAUUAAACAGGUGCUUGACGCUGUCAACUACCUCCACGACAUGGGCAUCGUACACAGAGACCUCAAGCCAGAGAACCUGCUUUACUACAACCCCCAUGACGAGGCCAAGAUCAUGAUCAGUGACUUUGGUCUGUCUAAGAUGGAGGGGACAGGAGACGUGAUGGCCACUGCCUGUGGGACGCCAGGAUAUGUGGCCCCAGAGGUUCUGGCUCAGAAGCCCUACAGCAAGGCAGUGGACUGCUGGUCUAUCGGAGUCAUCGCCUACAUUCUGUUGUGUGGUUACCCUCCAUUCUAUGAUGAGAAUGACUCUAAGUUGUUUGAGCAGAUACUCAAGGCAGACUAUGAGUUUGAUGCACCAUAUUGUUAUCUGUCCCCAAGGUUGUGUGGUUACCCUCCAUUCUAUGAUGAGAAUGACUCUAAGUUGUUUGAGCAGAUACUCAAGGCAGACUAUGAGUUUGAUGCACCAUAUUGGGAUGAUAUAUCGGAUUCAGCCAAAGAGUUCAUCAGCUCUCUGAUGGAGAAGGAUCCACAGAAGAGAUUCACCUGCGACCAGGCUCUAGCCCACCCCUGGAUUGCUGGGGACACGGCUCUCUGCAAGAACAUCCAUGAAUCAGUCAGUCGGCAGAUGAGGAAAAAUUUUGCCAAAAGCAAAUGGAGGCAAGCGUUUAACGCCACGGCAGUGAUUCGUCAUAUGAGGCGCUUGCAGCUGGGCAGUAGUCUGAACAGCAGCUUUGGCAGCAGUAUGAGCUUUGACCAACCGGGACCGAACUCUAUGCUGGCCAAGAGCAUGUCUGUAGACUGUGCCACCCUCUCACGCAAAGAUGGUCCUCCACAACCUCUGCCCUCUCUGCCUCUCUCCACUGCAGCCUGCAGUGCCCCUGCCAGCAUCAGAGGGGAACCACAGGCAGAACUACAGGUUGCGGCUACAGCUGCAACGGUGGAGCCACCCCGGCCACGCCCCUCCACAGUCACCACCAUCCACAUGGGGACUAAAUGACGUCAGGUUCCGCGGGAGGUCAGUUGGGAGACCACAGAGCUUUGAGUCGGUAUUCUAAUUCAGCCCCUCAGAAUUCCAGAAUUUCUCUCCUAGUCUCCCAUCCCGCCCAUUAUCAGCUGUUGGGAUUGAGAACUUGAGGACUCUGUCUGUACCCAACCACAGUAAGUGUAUUCAGAGAUGUGAAAUAAAAUGGAGAGCUCACAGGAUUUCCUAUUCUAUCAAACAGACAAUCAUAUCUGUUCUACAUGAUACAUGCCUAUUUGAACAUUCUACUUCCUAACGGACCACAGGUCUGGUGGUGAAGAGAUGAGGAAGACCACUGUCUCUCUCUCUCUCUGUCUACUGACCAGAGGGUUUAGUUUCCCAGUGUUUAAAUUGGGUUGGUGCACUCGGUACGGAGUAAUUGCAACACAAAAUGUUCACCUCUUAUAGAAUGUUCACUCUAAAAUAUGAACACGGACAUUGAAAAUAUUGUACUGUAAAAUGAAAAUGAGCCUGGCUCCUGAAAUGAAUACCGGCAUCUUUGUCAUUCCACUUCAAGCACUGCCGUGUUGUAAGACUGUCCUCCAGAAGACAAGAAGACCUGUUUUGUAUGGGACAUUGGUGGUGUUAUGAGGCCACACUAUGCUAGGUUGAAGAUGGAGAAGGUUAAGACAACGUAAUAAUUCCGUGCAGAUGCGUUCGAAUAUAAACAAAUUCAUUGGACCAGCGCUGGAGCGAAAAUGACUGGAAGUGAAUGUUAGCAGUUCAGAAAGUUUGCCAUCAAAGUGGAAAAUAAACACAAUCGUAGAGAAUAUCUGUUAACUACUCAGCCAACAAAUAACUGAACUGUUUUACUGUCAUUCUAUUCGUUUAAACGUUUUUUUAUUUUUUUAAAUGAGCUACAGACAUUUUACUACUUGAUUUCCCAACCGCUGGUCACGUUUUCAAUGCUUAUCUCCUGUAAUAUCAGCAACAGCACUGGUCCAAUGAAUGUGUUUCUUUUCAAAUGCUGCCGCAUGGAAUUAUUACGUUUUCUUCUCCUUAUGGGAACUCACCAUGUUUUUAUUAGUCUUUGUUAUUGAGACUGCUGUGAUUCUGAGACUGUGAGUGUCAGGGGCAUCACGCCCUCUAUGCCUUGUGUUCAAAAUUGCACCCUGAAACCAUUGUGAGGAGUUACUUUUAUGAAACUGAAACAGCAUUCAAGGCUAAAAUAGUGAUGACUUCUUAUCCUAAUUUCUAGUUUUCAUUUUUAGCUGCAGUUAAGGUUGAGUAAAAUCACUGGUUCAUUAUUCCCAACUGUAGGGCAAAGCGGUUAUAUAUAUAUAUAUAUAUUUGCUUUAUGUUUUCUGGAUAUAUAAUGUCAGAGAAACACAUCUAUCUGCAGAAUCAUACACACACCUGUGAAUGAAGUGCUUUACUGGUGUGAGACAACUGGCAAGAGCAGUUGUGACGGUAAUGCCGGUUGUGACAGUUAUGCAUAUUCAUCGUACACUUUUCCUGAUUGAAAGGUAUUGAAUGAUUUAUUUUCUUACUCUGACUCUUGUAAGAACUUUACUUACAGGGGAAAGAAAAUGGUAAAUGUGUCACAAGACUUUUACGUUGUAAUGUAUAAACAGUCAGAUAUGUUGUCAGUAGUAGGUUGAAAUGUAUAGUUGUUACUUAUGAAUAAUUGCGAUGUAACUGUGAUGCCAUCCUUAGCAUAAGGAUAGCAUAGCUUUGUGACGUGUUCUCAGGGAGAUACUCUGAUAAUUUGAUGAAAUGAAAUCCCAGUUAUGAUGCUGAGGUUGACAUUUAUGAUGAUGAUGAUGCAUGUAUUGACUAAAGCAAGCUUUGCAUAUUCUUACGUGUCCCGUCAGGACAGUUCAGCUCAUAAUUAAAACAAUUUGGUGGGGAUGAACCUUACGUGGAAUGGACAGUUUGAUAUAUCCCAUUUUGGGGGCAUUGUUUAAAAAAUAAUAAUCGGGAUGAGACUGAAAUGAUGUGUAUUAUAACAAUGACCUCUGCAAUAGAGUUGAAUUUAAACACAUAUGACAAACUAAGGAAUAAAGAUUGAAGUCAUUUGAUAAUCAGUGCGCCAUUGCAGAAUAAUUUUGUAGGAGCCUGUGUAGUAUAGCCAACUUUAGUUACCUGUGCUGCUUUGCUUCUUCCCCCCCAGGUGCUGGCUGUUCCCAGAAGUGCUCACACACUGUUUGGUCAGUGUACUUUCAUACCCAUCCUUUGAAUUUAGCAGCCAGUUGCUGUCUCUCUCACUGUCCUCACUCUCUGUCUUUGCUCCUCUCUCCCAAAACAAACGGUCUUCACGCUGCAAGGAGGAGGGAAAUCUGUCUAGCAAGCGUUUUUACCUGUGAUACCACUGCUUAAUAUUUCACUGUUCGACAUGGAUGGAACCAGGGUUGAUUUCAUUUCAUUCAGUUUACUUUCUGAAUUGACUUUAUUUAAAAUGAUAUUGACCCCCCCAACCCUGGAUGCAACUUAAAAGCUUGAAAUUAGUAUGUUUCGAUGUUGAGCACAAUUGUAGAUCUCAAUGUGCAAUGUUGAUGUAAAAGGACUUGAAAAACUACUUCUCAGGGGCAGUAAACUAUGAGUAUAGAUAUAUGUUCAUGUUGAUGUAGAUCCUCUUGUCCUUUUGUAGAUAUACAUCUCAGUAACCAUAUUUGCUUGGAUUGCAGUGUUUAUUGAUUUUCUACGUUACAAAUACUGUAUGUUCUCUUCAAAAACAGCAUGAUACAAAGCACGAAAUAUAAAGCUUUUACAAAGCAUGCAUGAAAAGCACUUUGUUUGAGAGAUACUGUGUAUAUAGGUUGUGAUAAAUUGGACUACAAGAUGACUAACUCUUGAAUAAAAUCAAAUAAAAAGUAAGAAUAUACUUAACUCCA